Molecule: messenger RNA, 591 nt
Organism: Dentiscutata erythropus
Lineage: Eukaryota; Fungi; Glomeromycota; Glomeromycetes; Diversisporales; Gigasporaceae
Source: the annotation of a GenBank genome assembly
AUGUCAAAUAAUUUUUUUAAAUUUGAAAAUAAUAAUACAAUAACUUGUUUACAAAAAAACUGCACAUAUAAGUUUCGUGAUUCUAACAAAAAACACACUGCCAUUAUCGAACAUUAUAGAAGAAUGCAUAAAACUAUUUAUAAUGAAAUAAAAGCUAACAUAAAACCAUACUCAAAAACAAUUCAGCAAAAUCAUUUUAGUUCAAGAUUUAUAACUCAACAACCAACUUCACAACAAGAAAAUCAAACUCAAAAUACUAUACAGACAAGAGAAUGUAAUAAUAUUGUCGUUUAUAAUGAGCUUUUUUGUUUUCAUUAUUUUGUUGACAGACGUUACUAUAUUUUUAAAUUUUAUAAACUUAAAAAUGGGGGAUACUAUUUAAAAAUUUUUUGUAGUGGCGAUAUUAUUAAAAUUAUCGAUGAAAAAUUAGAUGAUUUUUCAUUUUCUUUUACAAUGAUUAAUAAUAAUAAUUUUAUUAAACUAAUCGAAGAUGAAUAUUUUUUCUUAGACGAUGAUGUAAAAAUUGUAAAGAUUUAUUUUAAAAAUAAUAUUAUUUUUGAAUCUGAUAUAAUUAGUUUAUUCAUUAGAUGA